AUGGCAGCCUUUCUCAUGCUUCUGGUGACCCUGAGACUUGCAUUUGCGGACCUCAGCGCCGGCAAGUUUAACAACACACUGCAGGGCGCUGGUCCCCGGCAUUUGGCGGCUUGUGGCCUGGCAGGCAAAGUGGACUGUGGAGUCUGCGAGUGCACCGUCGAGUCCGCUUGCCAGUGGUGCGACGGCAACGGCGGCCCUGCUCGUGUCGGCAGCAUCAGCCGCCCGUCGGGUGCUAGCCUUCCUGUGAGUGCCGUAAGCAAUGGCAAAAACGGAGAGUGCCCUUCAAACAUGGUGAACUGCGGUGUCUGCAAGUGCACCACGAGCAGGGCCUGCCAGUAUUGUGACGGCAUGGGAGGCCCUGCCAAAAUCACAGGAAGUGGGACCAUCAGCGCCGUCCCACGAGGCUCCACACUGGCAGUGACGCUGCUGGCGCUUCCGCUCACCAUCGCUCUGUGGCAGUGA
Symbiodinium pilosum is the source of this 462-nucleotide messenger RNA. NCBI's taxonomy places the organism in Eukaryota, Dinophyceae, Suessiales, Symbiodiniaceae. The record is from the annotation of a GenBank genome assembly.